Molecule: messenger RNA, 756 nt
Organism: Caenorhabditis remanei
Lineage: Eukaryota; Metazoa; Nematoda; Chromadorea; Rhabditida; Rhabditidae
Exons: 2
Coding region: 1-756 (251 amino acids)
Biological process (GO): embryo development
Source: RefSeq, a predicted model, not a curated record
AUGGAAUUGGUGAAAAUGGGUGGACAACAUGUACGAGUCGAAGUGGACCAUUUGCAUGGAUAUAUUAUUUCAUACUGGGAUAAUACAGUAAAUGGAUUAAAAGUUAUUACUGACUAUGUUACCAAUCUAUUCAAUAUUGAUGUAUCAGAAAUCUGGGCUUCGAAGCAAUCUCUCCAUAUGAUUGAAUGGGUGAACAGUAGACAAAAGACACCAUUAAGAAACGUUAGUUUUGCGGACUCCAGUACUACCGCAGCAUCAGAAGAAGAGAUGACAUAUAUUCUGAAAGACUGCCGUCCGAUCUCUCGAUUAGGCAUACAUCUAAAGCCUCCUAAAAACUUUCGGUUCACGGGAAAGUUCCCAAAAAUCGAUUGCUUGGAAAUCAGUGAUGGAAAAUGGGUGACACUUGACAAUCUGCUGACAAUGGAUGGAAUCGAUAUUGUUCUGAGAUCAUCUACUCUCACUAACACUGAUUUGAUUAACUUUCUCAGGCACUGGCUAUCUGGAGGGUGCCCCCGAUUGAAGCUAUUUAGCGCCGCAACUGGUUCUCUGGAUAUCUUACAUGUACGCGAUGGUUUACUUCCUAAUCCUGUUCUUGUGGAGGAUAGGCGAGACUACACCAGCCCAUUUGGAUACAGGAGAACCUUGCCAUUUGGAAUCGAUGUAAAACGUGCGGAUGGUGUGACUGCUACAGUAUGCAAACAAGUGAAUGGAACCUUGAUUAUUGCAGUUUGGCCAGAGACCACUUAUAAUAAUUAA